CGUGUACAUGUGUUUGUGUCUGUGCGUGUGCAUACGCGUGUGUGUGGGUGUGCGCGCGCGCGCGUCUGUUCACGCCAGCUCUCUCCGGUCAUGAGAGGAAAGAUGGAGGUCUCCUCGACGGGGGACCGUGUUUUCGCGGCUGAAGCCAUUCUGAAGCGCCGCGUCCGUAAGGGGAGACUCGAGUACCUGGUGAAAUGGAAAGGAUGGGCCAUGAAGCACAGCACCUGGGAGCCGGAGGAGAACAUCCUGGACGACCGACUGAUUCUGGGCUUUGAGCGGAAGGAGCGGGAACAGGAAAUGCACGGGCCGAAGAAACGGGGCCCAAAGCCCAAGACCCCCACCGGGAAGACUCGGGCUCAGAAGGGAGCGUCCAUGGGCGGAGCCUCAGACACCCGCCACACUACGCCACGCUCCGCCCCCGGCAGAGCACCUCCCUCCUCCUCCUCCCCCGCCCCGCCCCACGCAGCCUCUUCCUCCUCCUCCUCCUCGACUGUGGCGCCCUCUCCCAAACUCAACUCCCUGGCGGCCACCCACAAGCUGAAGAAAGACAUUCACCGCUGCCACCGGAUGUCCCGGCGCCCCCUCCCCCGCUCUGACCCCAUGGCGCCCUCCUUCUCCACCCCCGGCGGCCUCCCCUCCCGCCUGCGCGCCUCCCCCUUCUCUGAGACCGUCCGCAUCCUCAACCGCAGGGUCAAACCCCGGGAGGUCAAGAGAGGUCGCAUCAUCCUCAACCUGAAGGUCAUUGACAAGCCGGGCCGGGGGGGCGCGGGCGGCCGGAGCGUCACGGCGGGGCGCCACAACAUCCCGUCCCGCAACCGCAUCAUCGGGAAGAAGGGCGACGCCCCCUACCGACCUUUCCAGCCGCCCCUGAAGAUGCUGGGCUUCCCCAUGUACGGGAAGCCCUUCGGGCUGCAGUGCGGGGGCCCCGUGCCCCCUCAGUCCCACCCGGGCUCCAGCGCCGGCGCCGCUUCUCCUUCAGGCUCCGCCUGUCCCGAAAGGAGGUCCUGCACCAGCAGCUGCUCGCCUCUCGCAGAGCCCAUCGACUCCAGCGGGGCCCCCACGGGGUCCCAGAAGGCCCCCAACGCCAAGCCGGGGGAAGCUUCCUCCGAGCCCCUCCUCAGGAGGGAGGAGCAGGAGGAGGAGGGGGAGGCGGCGUCGGACAGUAGCGCCACUCAAGAGGGAGGCAGGAAAAGCGCUUGUGAACGCGGGGCAAAGCGCCACCAGCCUGUCGCCCCCGGCGACCAGAGCGCCGCCCUCGCUGACCCUCAAAGGCCCCCCGCCGAGGGAGACCCCAACUGGCACCCAGAGAUGGCGCCGAGCUCCAAGGACGUGGUGGUCACCGACGUCACCACCAACCUGGUCACCGUAACCAUAAAAGAGUUCCCCUCCCCCGCCUCCCCUUCAGCCAGCGCCGAUGCUCCCUCCUCCCCCCCCGGCGCCCCGCCCUCCUCUGACCCUCCACCCAAGCCAUAGCAGACCCCACCCCUCUGAGACGCGCCCAUGUUUGUGUGAUGACGAAUCAAACGUAACCGUUGCAUAGGAGAAGAGCUUAUUUUUUUUUAACCCUUUGGACGCAGCUGACACGCCCCUUAAAUCGCCAUAUUUCGUCCACCUGCGCGGCGCCGACUCUGCAGGGGGAGGAGCCUAUCUGUUAGACGCUUGGCUUGUUGGUGUAAAACGUGUUUGAGCUUCGUAAUCAAACUCUGCGCACGUGAGAGACACAAAUCUCCUCCCCCUUUUUGCACUUGGCACAUCUGGACCCAUCAUUUGAGUGUUUUCAUGUAGUUCAUCAGCCAUUUUGAAUCCAGAGCAGGUGUUGGUUCCUACUAAAUGAGAUAUUUAUGUGCUGCAAUAAGAUUUCAUCCCAAUGACCUCGGCUCGGACCUGGCCCUGCUUCUGAGGGCUACGGGCCGCGUGGGCUGAACCAUGGUCCUCAGAGACCUGCAGGUCGUCAUGGCGACGGCUCUCUGCCUCCCUUUGUUAAUAAACUGUCAUGAAAUGAUGCUUCACAGAGUUCAUCCGUGAGUGACAGGUGCUUCUGGGCGCUGUUUCUAUGCAGUCGUCAGGGGCAACGCGAGGGAUUUAUGACGCAUGUAUUACAUGAAGAACACACGCACAAUACAUGAAAAAUCUACACACACACACGUGUGUAGAUCUGUUUGUGGCCUCCAUCAUGAACAGGCUGUUGAUUUAUUCACAUUCAGACUUUUGUAAUCUUCUACAGGUCUUUGACUUCUUCUGCUUUCAUGUGUGAUGUCAUCAAAGGAGAUUUUAAAAUAAGCAUAAAGACGCUUUGUGUAUUGAAAAAGCUCUUUGUGUUUCUCGUGUACUUUAAUACCUGUUUUUAAACAUAUGCAUAAUAUGAAUGUUUCCUUUUGAAUGCCUUGUUUCUAUGAAUAGUCCAACGUGGGUUUGUCGGCGGCUGGUUUAAUGUGUGGAAUGAAUAAUGUACAUUAUGAGGACGUUCUAACCCUUAUUGUUCACUUUGUGGAUCCAGUGUUGUUGCUUUAUGUGUUUCUGGCUUUUGAUUAAAAGCUCUUUGAAGAGAA
Molecule: messenger RNA, 2549 nt
Organism: Pungitius pungitius (ninespine stickleback)
Lineage: Eukaryota; Metazoa; Chordata; Actinopteri; Perciformes; Gasterosteidae
Gene: cbx6a
Product: chromobox homolog 6a
Exons: 5
Coding region: 91-1473 (460 amino acids)
Biological process (GO): negative regulation of transcription by RNA polymerase II
Cellular component (GO): chromatin; PRC1 complex
Molecular function (GO): chromatin binding
Source: RefSeq, a predicted model, not a curated record